GCGGCGCGGAGGCCUGGCGGUGGCGGAGAGAGCACCCGCUCUCCCGCCGCGCUGCGCCGGCCGCCACCGAUGCGCUGCCCCGCCGCCGCGCCAUGACCCUUAGCUCGGAGAUGUCCGAGGCGUCGACGCUGGCUGAGGAGACCGACAUCGAUGUGGUGGGCGAGGAGGACGACGAGGAGGACGACGAGGAGGCACAGACCCGCCGCCGCCGCCGCUCCUACGCCGAGGACGAGGAGGAGGAGGACGACGACGACGAGGAAGAGGACGAGGAGGAUGUGGGCGAUCUCCACGCCGCCGCCCUGCUGCCGCGGUCGCCUGUGCGCAGCGGAGGCGUAGGUGGCGGCGGCGGCGGGACGGGCGGCGGGGACGCUGCCGGUGGCUCUCGGCCCCCCUCGCGGGUUGGCCCGCAGAAGGCGACGGCGGGCAGCGGCGGGGCGGGCGGUGGCGGCGGCGGCGGCGGCGGCGGCGGGGCGGGCAGCGGCGGCGGCAAGAACAGCCUGGUGAAGCCGCCCUACUCCUACAUCGCUCUCAUCACCAUGGCCAUCCUGCAGAGCCCCAAGAAGAGGCUGACGCUGAGUGAGAUCUGCGAGUUCAUCAGCGGGCGCUUUCCCUACUACCGGGAGAAGUUCCCCGCGUGGCAGAACAGUAUCCGCCACAACCUCUCCCUCAACGACUGCUUCGUCAAGAUCCCCCGGGAGCCCGGCAAUCCUGGCAAGGGCAACUACUGGACGCUGGACCCCGAAUCCGCCGACAUGUUCGACAACGGGAGCUUCCUGCGCCGCCGAAAGCGCUUCAAGCGGCAACAGCUCCCGGCGCCCGAGCUUCUGCUGCGCGCCGUGGACCCCGCUGCCUUCCUCCCGCAGCCUCCGCCGCAGCCCCCGCAGCAGCCGCCUUGUGCCUACGGACCCUACGGCUGCGGCUACGGUCUUCAGCUCCAGCCUUACCACCCCCACUCCGCCCUUUUCGCCUUCCACCACCCCUCUCCUCCGCCCCGCCAGCCCCCUGCCGCCCCCGGCAGCGCCCCCGGCGCGGCGCUGCCCCCCGCCGCCGCCGCGCCGCCGGGCCCCUUGCUGCCGGCGGCCGAGCUGGCACGGACGCCCUUCGGCUACGCGCACCCGCUGGGCCCGGCGCUGGCGGCCUCGCUGCAUUCCGCCAAGCCCGGCAGCGGCGCGGCGCUGGCCCGCUCGCCCUUCUCCAUCGAGAGCAUCAUCGGGGGAAGCCCCGGCCCCGGAGCGGGCAGCAGCUGCGCCUCGCAGUCGACCGCGGCACCGGGGCUGGCCCGCUCGCUGGGGAGCGCCGGGAGCGGCCUGCCCCCCGCCGCCACCCUGCCUGCCACCCCCGGCUUCGCGGCACGGAUCUCUAACUGUUAAGUGUUUGGGAGUCUUUCCGAAGGUAGGAUCUGGGGUAUCUCCUUUCUCCGCCGCUCGGACGCCCGGCGGACGCUGCCCGCAGGGGCUGCCUGUCUUUGCGUGGGGAUAAUUGUGACGGGGCUCGGGGGCCGUUCGCCGCGAGCGACGGACCUCCCGUGACCUUCACUAGUGCAAAGCCAGGUGUAGAUUUAGAUAUUGCACGAGCAGGCGGUCACUACAUCGGAAAGUUACUCGCUACUCCUUAAAAAGAAACAAACAUGGUGAUAAAUAAUGUCUCUAAACCGUUAAAGUUCAGAGAUUCUCAGGUCUAGGAGCUUGAAGACAGUAAUGUACAGGACGAAAAAAAAGGCUGGAGGGAGGACAGCAGAGCAAUACUUUUUCAUUUAGUACACUUGUCUCAUGUACUUUUAUAAAAGAAAAGAUUAACGUGUUUACACAGAAGAAAGUCAAGAUUAUCAUUUCUUAUUUUAACCUGUGUUUUGUAUUAUAAUAGACUUACGGAGUUUUUUAUUUUGUACUU
Poecile atricapillus (Black-capped chickadee) is the source of this 1890-nucleotide messenger RNA. It is a transcript of the gene FOXD1, whose product is annotated as forkhead box D1. The record is from RefSeq and is a predicted model, not a curated record. Gene Ontology annotation, biological process: anatomical structure morphogenesis; cell differentiation; regulation of transcription by RNA polymerase II. The transcript has a single exon. NCBI's taxonomy places the organism in Eukaryota, Metazoa, Chordata, Aves, Passeriformes, Paridae. The coding region runs from base 93 to 1370 and encodes 425 amino acids. Gene Ontology annotation, molecular function: DNA-binding transcription factor activity, RNA polymerase II-specific; RNA polymerase II cis-regulatory region sequence-specific DNA binding.